Molecule: messenger RNA, 2844 nt
Organism: Sesamum indicum (sesame)
Lineage: Eukaryota; Viridiplantae; Streptophyta; Magnoliopsida; Lamiales; Pedaliaceae
Source: RefSeq, a predicted model, not a curated record
CCCGACAGACAAUUUUCUAUUCCCAGUGGAAGUCGGUUCACCAGCCUUUCCCCUCGUCGUGCAAAACAACAGUCAGCAAAAUUCUUAUCUCCUCUCUCUCUCACUGAACAUAAAAGUAAAACCACCGCUAGGAAAAACCCGUGGCAAGAAUUAUUGCAAUUUGCAAAGGAAUUUAAAACCUCGGACUUCUUUGAGACGCCAUGGCUGAUCCAAGCUCUUCUGCCCAAACCACCGACUCUUAUGUUUUUUGGAUGAAGAAGAAUUUUGGGUUCUUGGAAUCCAGGAAAAGUAGCAAAAGAGACUAUUCUACUGCGAUUUUAGAACGAAAAAAGUCCCCUAAUCGCCUUAUUGUCGAUGAGGCAAUUAAUGAUGACAACUCGGUGGUCUCGAUGCAUCCUGUUAAAAUGGAAGAACUUCAGCUCUUUCGAGGGGAUACCAUCUUGAUCCGGGGGAAAAAAUGCAAGGACACGGUUUGCAUUGUUCUCGCCGAUGAGCAAUGUGAAGAGCAGAAAAUACGAAUGAACAAAGUCGUACGAUCAAACCUGAGAGUACGUCUUACUGAUAUGAUAUCUGUGCACCAGUGUCCUGAUGUCAAGUAUGGAAAACGUGUUCACAUUCUUCCCAUUGACGACUCGGUUGAGGGCCUCACCGGCAAUCUCUUCGAUGCCUACUUAAAGCCCUAUUUCUUGGACGCUUAUCGUCCUGUGAGAAAGGGCGACCUUUUUCAGGUUAGAGGUGGCAUGCGAAGUGUUGAAUUCAAGGUCGUUGAGACCGAUCCCGGUGAGUACUGUGUUGUUGCGCCUGAUACAGAGAUAUUCUGUGAGGGUGAACCAAUUAAGCGUGAGGAUGAGGAGAGAUUGAACGAAGUUGGUUAUGAUGACGUUGGUGGUGUAAGAAAGCAAAUGGCUCAGAUACGUGAGUUAGUAGAACUUCCUUUGAGACAUCCUCAGCUUUUCAAAUCAAUUGGUGUGAAGCCGCCUAAAGGGAUCUUACUCUACGGGCCUCCAGGAUCGGGGAAAACGUUAAUUGCAAGAGCUGUAGCUAAUGAGACGGGUGCGUUUUUCUUUCUGAUUAAUGGACCUGAAAUAAUGUCAAAGUUAGCUGGUGAGAGUGAGAGUAAUUUGAGGAAGGCAUUUGAGGAGGCUGAGAAAAAUGCUCCGUCCAUCAUCUUCAUUGACGAGUUAGAUUCUAUUGCUCCAAAGAGGGAGAAAACACAAGGUGAAGUAGAAAGGCGUAUCGUUUCUCAGCUUCUUACUUUAAUGGAUGGUCUCAAGUCCCGGUCUCAUGUCAUUGUUAUGGGGGCCACAAAUAGACCGAAUAGCAUUGAUCCUGCUCUGAGACGAUUUGGGAGAUUCGAUCGAGAAAUUGACAUAGGGGUGCCGGAUGAAAUUGGAAGGCUGGAAGUUCUCCGUAUUCAUACCAAAAACAUGAAACUUUCCGAAGACGUUGAUCUUGAACGAGUUGCCAAAGACACUCACGGGUAUGUUGGUGCUGAUCUUGCUGCCCUUUGCACGGAAGCUGCUCUUCAGUGCAUCAGGGAGAAAAUGGAUGUAAUUGACUUGGAGGAUGAGACAAUUGAUGCCGAAGUAUUGAAUUCUAUGGCUGUGACUAACGAACAUUUCCUAACUGCACUGGGUGCCUCGAACCCAUCAGCCUUACGUGAAACAGUUGUUGAGGUUCCUAAUGUCUCCUGGGACGAUAUUGGUGGGUUGGACAAUGUGAAACGAGAGCUUCAAGAGACUGUGCAGUACCCUGUCGAGCAUCCUGAGAAGUUUGAGAAGUUCGGCAUGUCACCCUCUAAAGGGGUUCUCUUCUAUGGACCUCCUGGUUGCGGCAAAACUCUGCUCGCGAAAGCCAUUGCUAAUGAGUGCCAAGCCAAUUUCAUAAGUGUCAAAGGACCUGAAUUGUUAACGAUGUGGUUCGGAGAGAGCGAAGCAAAUGUUCGGGAGAUAUUCGACAAGGCUCGACAAUCUGCUCCGUGUGUGCUUUUCUUCGAUGAGCUUGAUUCAAUUGCUACUCAGCGAGGAAGUUCGGUUGGAGAUGCUGGUGGUGCUGCAGACAGAGUUCUUAAUCAAUUGCUGACGGAAAUGGACGGAAUGACGGCAAAGAAGACGGUUUUUAUUAUCGGCGCAACAAACCGGCCUGACAUAAUUGAUCCUGCAUUGCUCAGGCCGGGACGUCUCGACCAGUUGAUCUACAUCCCACUUCCAGAUGAAGCUUCUCGUCUUCAGAUCUUUAAAGCGUGUUUGCGGAAGUCCCCUGUAGCUAAGGAAGUCGACCUAGCAGCACUUGCGAGGCACACACACGGGUUCAGCGGUGCUGAUAUUACUGAAAUAUGCCAGCGUGCUUGCAAGUAUGCUAUUCGAGAAAAUAUUGAAAAGGAUAUCGAGAGAGAAAGGAAGAAGAGAGAAAACCCCGAGGCUAUGGAAGAAGACGACGUCGAUGAUGUACCUGAGAUCAAGGCAGCGCACUUUGAGGAGUCGAUGAAAUAUGCUCGGAGGAGUGUGAGCGAUGCCGACAUCAGGAAGUACCAGCUCUUUGCACAGACGCUGCAGCAAUCUCGCGGUUUUGGGUCUGAAUUCCGGUUCCCCGAUCGAGCAAACACUGAAGCUGCUGGGGCCUCAGACCCGUUUUCUUCUGCCGCUGGUGGUGACGGCGGUGACGAUGACUUGUACGGCUGAAGAUACUAUAGGUUAAGACGACGGCUGAAGAUACUAUAGGUUAACGUCUUACUGUCCUCUCCAUGCAUGUUUUCAUGUAAAAUAUGUACCUCACACCGGAGCUUACGUGACAUUAAGAACCACACUUGUAAUAUAAAUAAAGGGUUAGUAACAAUGAUCUCCA